Messenger RNA from Cantharellus anzutake, 264 nucleotides. RefSeq lists its product as uncharacterized. The coding region runs from base 1 to 264 and encodes 87 amino acids. NCBI's taxonomy places the organism in Eukaryota, Fungi, Basidiomycota, Agaricomycetes, Cantharellales, Hydnaceae. The transcript has 2 exons. The record is from RefSeq and is a predicted model, not a curated record.
AUGAUCACCCUUGCAGGUGGAUCUCUGCUGACAAACUCGUCAUCUCGUGUCCUGGAUAUGUUUUCACCACAUCGACUCAUGGUCAAUCGUGCGGCCUCCACCAUCCAUCCUCCACCUGAACUGAUUCGCUCCACGUCGACUCCAUUCCCAGCACCAGUCAUGCAAUUCCACAACUCUGGCGACUAUUUCGACUCCGGCCAUCUCACUAUUCUCGAUACCGACUUCAAUGGCCCUGCCUCAUCACUAGCAUUAUUGAGGUGUUAG